AUGAGGAAAAAAUUAGUGCCGGAAGAGAAACCUAUAUGUAAUGCGGUCGCUGUAUUCAGGGAAAGAGGUAAUUACCUACAACGGCUAGAACAAUUUGAGAAGGCCAUACAAGCGUACAAUGAAGCUCUUCGUUGGAAUAGCUCAGACGUACGGUCGUUGAUUGGUCGGAGCGUAGCGCGAGCGAAGUCCACUUAUUACAACGGAGCUCUGGCAGACGCAGCUAGGGCUGCUGAACUAGAGCCGAGCAAUCUGACGGCGCUACAAAUUCGAGCGCAAACGGAAUACGAAAAAUGUGCUUUUGAACGUGCUCUUGUUAUGGCGCAUCAAGGUCAGCGCUUAGUAAGAUUCCCUCCGGACUUUGCAGAAUGCGCUCGCCAUGCUGAAGAGACGAUUCGAGAAUGCGUUGGCAGCAGUGCUAGUAAAGUGCUUUCGGCAGCUGUUUCGCUUAUAAGACGAGUGGAACUCAACAAGGAAUCCAUUGAUUCAGAUGCUUCAAGAGCACUGAAACAUCGCAGCCGAAUGCAAGCACAAGAAACUCAACAGGUUCAAGAAAUAUCUCGGGCAGAAAAACAAAAAUACGAACAAAUCUCCCGUUUAAUGGCUUCGAAAUACUUGGAACGAAUGGCACACGACAAACAUUUCUUAAUAUCUUUAUGUAAGGACGAAAGACUUAUCUCGGCCAACGCACAGGGCUCUAAGAAAUUACAAGAAUUGGCGACUAAAGCUUUGGCCGAUGUCGAGAAACGUCAAGCAGUUCUUCGUGAGCGUCGACCUUUGUACGCCGCUCGUGCGUUGGAAGCAGAGGCCAGAGCCCGUCUUUCGCACGCACGCAAGGAACAGCUGACGCGUGCACAGCAACAACACGAGACAGACGCACGGCGACUCGUUGCUGCAACCCAGGCCUUUUACGACCAAAAGGAGACCUUGAAGUGUUUGGAUAGCGCUCAAUUCGGCAUGGAGCAAAUAAACAGAAAAGGCAUUCGAUUGCUUCCGGGCAAAGAAAAAUACCUGCAGGAAUUGUACGAAAUCGUUGCCAACGCAUUCUUGGACCAGAAACGAGUACGCGAGAGCAUGAGCGAGUCCGACCGGGAGAAGAGAGCGUUUAUUCUCCUCGGGAUGGCGAUGUCGCGUGAGCCAAGUCGUGACUCCGUGUUACGAGCGCGCCCCCCUGAACCGUCGCGCGAUGCCAAGCAACGUAUUCGAGUCGUGGAACGUGCUCUGGCGCUGAGCAUGCGGGCUUCGGAGCGAUGUUAUUUACUGCACGAACUGGCACGUCUCAGCAUCGAGACGAAACAGAAUUUACGGGCUCUGUUCUAUGCUACGAAAUGUCAGAAUGAAUCUCGCGCAUCCAGUCAGCGAGUUUGGCUAAUAAAUGCAACAUUCCUAUUGGCCCGUUGUCACUUGCUGCAGAAUAAUAGGCCCGAAGCUCGAGCGGUGCUGCUUGAAGGGUCUAGCUUAGCUCGUUCAUAUGGUUUCAGCGAUGUAGCCGCUUUCUUUGACACGUGUGUCAACGUAUCAUUGGAAGGCGAAGUGGCGUUUUCGGAGGCACCCCUAGAGAAAAGGGAAAAAGAUAUGGUCGGUUUGAUGCAAGACGCUGAUCUGAAGGCUGCCGCCGAACACCUCUUCAGGAGAAUGUCCGUUAUUCCUGCUUCCCGGCGCUUCUCGAUAAUGCCAGGAAUGCAUGCUGACGAGACACCUCCGUCGGCAGCCGGUCGCCGCAUGUCUAUCAUACCUCGGAACCAACAGCCCACGAAAAUCGGACGGAGACUGCAAAAUCCCUUAGGAUUACAAACUUUCGAUGUCUGA
Messenger RNA from Bombyx mandarina (wild silkworm), 1806 nucleotides. RefSeq names its product outer dynein arm-docking complex subunit 4. Lineage: Eukaryota; Metazoa; Arthropoda; Insecta; Lepidoptera; Bombycidae. Gene Ontology annotation, molecular function: protein binding. The record is from RefSeq and is a predicted model, not a curated record.